Molecule: messenger RNA, 1389 nt
Organism: Bombus pyrosoma
Lineage: Eukaryota; Metazoa; Arthropoda; Insecta; Hymenoptera; Apidae
Product: proton-coupled amino acid transporter-like protein CG1139
Biological process (GO): amino acid transmembrane transport
Cellular component (GO): vacuolar membrane
Molecular function (GO): amino acid transmembrane transporter activity
Source: RefSeq, a predicted model, not a curated record
AUGGGGAAGGCCAUACAGGACGGUGACACGAAAACUUCGCGCGAAGGGUCCCCUGGCAACGACGUAGAUGGAACCGGCGCUGCUGCUGCAGAUUAUCGGGACGCAAGAGGACAGUGCGGCAGAACAGUUGCGGGAAACAAUAUCGACGGUAGAGUGGACGGACGACUGGGAAGUCACGGAGGAAGAGCUGUGGGAGAGGACCAGAAGAAUGGCCUGCUGCGACGUAGCGCCGGGCCCGGACGGAAUUCCGGGCCGAAUCGGGCCCUCCGGCCACGACCAAAGUGUCAUCCGCGUGACACACCAUGGCUGUGCCUGAAAGUAGCGGGCAUCGAAUUCUUGUUUCCUCUCUGCUUUGUAAUAAACAUGAUGAAAUAUUUGCACGACAUCGCGGUUAUUUCCAUUUUUGGUAAUUUAUUACUCUUUAUUGCUGCCACGAUUGGCGCAGUAUACGCUUUGAAAGAUGGAAUUGGCGAAAAGUGGGUCAUGAUUGGCUUGGACAUGUAUUUGUAUCCGAAAUUCGUUGGGACGGUUUUCUUCAGUAUGAGUUCUCCUGGAAUAGUGCUAGCAAUACAACACGAUAUGCAAAAGCCAUGGAAUUACACGAAAUUCAGCGGAGUAUUAAACCACGCUAUGAUACACAUAACUCUUCUGCAUACUUUUAUCCGUGUUGUUGGUUACCUGAAAUGGAGCUGCGAUUCAGGAGGCAAUUUCAUUCGAAACCAUCCAGUAAACGAUCUGGGAACAAUAUCUGCAUUCGUGAUGCAGGGCCUAUCGAUAUAUUUCACAUAUGGAUUACAAUGCUAUAUGCCAAUUAUUAUCUUAUUGGAUGAGUAUAUUAUUCCAGCAUUUAAUAAAAAAUCAAUCUACGGAACUUCAUGUUGUUGGAAUCUGACAGUUCGUUUGGGCAUCAGCCUUAUUACGUGUUUGUUGGCAGCGAUAAUUCCUAAAUUGGAUUUAUUCAUCGCUGUGGUAGGAGCUGUUUGUUCAUCGACUUUAUCAACCAUUAUUCCAGUUACUCUGUAUACUGUACAUUACAACAAUUAUGGCAUGCUGAAAUGGAAAUUAAUUUUAGGCUUGUCUCUGUUGAUUGUUGCAUCCUUUAUCACAUUGUGUGCCAUCAUAGUUAAUAUAAUUUUGAUUGCCGAAUAUUUCAGAAGCAGCAAGUUUAAGUUCCAAAUGGCAAAAGCAAAGGAUCUUCAAUUAAAAAUUACUAAAAUUGGUGAAAAUUGGGCUACUAAUAAACACCAAAACAAUAUCAAUACAGCAACUAUGGCAAAUUUAGUGAAAGUUAACAAACCGUUAGAUAGCGAUCGGAAACACGUUAGAAAUAAAAGCGGCUUCCUUAAUAAUCUGUCAGUGGACAUUAUAGAUAUAGGUGGCGAUAAAUGA